This is a messenger RNA of Pistacia vera, 3036 nucleotides long. RefSeq names its product aminodeoxychorismate synthase, chloroplastic. The transcript has 14 exons. Gene Ontology annotation, biological process: folic acid-containing compound biosynthetic process; L-tryptophan biosynthetic process. The coding region runs from base 119 to 2857 and encodes 912 amino acids. The record is from RefSeq and is a predicted model, not a curated record. Lineage: Eukaryota; Viridiplantae; Streptophyta; Magnoliopsida; Sapindales; Anacardiaceae.
GCUCUCCUUUCUCCCAUCUUCAACCUCACAUUCUCACUCGCAUACCCCCAGGACGACGCCGCUUUGCACAACGCCACAAUACCUCCCGCUCAGUUAUGCUCUAAGAGUGAAAGGUAGGAUGAAUAUGGCGUUGUGUUCUUCAACAGCUUCAGAGCUGACAUGCCAUUAUGUUGUGGGUUUGAGGGGUAAAAAUGGGACCUUAGAUGUGUGCAGGCCUUUUGUAAGAGUAGGUGAUUGUUAUUCUAAGAAGGUUCAUGUUCAAGUAACUAGCCAGUUAAUGCGUGGACACUUAGAAGGGUCGUUUAUGGGAAAGAAACGCCUCGAGGAGUCCAGCAGGAAGCUUGAAUUUGUUAGAACCUUGUUGAUUGACAACUAUGACAGUUAUACCUACAAUAUCUACCAAGAGCUUAGCACCAUUAAUGGGUUGCCUCCUGUUGUCGUGCGCAAUGAUGAGUGGACAUGGAGAGACAUCUGUCAGUACAUGUAUGAAGAGAAUGCAUUUGAUAACAUUGUAAUAUCACCUGGACCUGGUUCUCCAGCAUGCCCAGCAGAUAUAGGAAUAUGUCUUCAACUGCUGCUUGAAUGCUGGGAUGUACCUAUUUUGGGUGUUUGCCUUGGCCACCAGGCCUUAGGUUAUGUGCAUGGUGCUGAAAUUGUUCACGCACCUGAACCUGUCCAUGGACGCUUGAGCGAAAUUGAGCAUAAUGGAUGCAAACUAUUUCAUGAUAUUCCUUCUGGCCAGAAUUCAGGAUUUAAGGUAGUUCGAUACCAUUCACUUGUAAUAGAUUCAGACUCACUCCCAAAGGAACUGAUACCUAUAGCUUGGACCACUUCUGAUGACAAUCUUUCUUAUUUUGAGAACCUGAAGUUUGGUGUUAUUCCAGAUGCUUGUGGGAGUCAGACCAGGGAAAAAAUCCUUGCUGAUGGUAUUUCAGCACAGUUAAAAAAUGGGCGUUAUCUGCCUUCCAUUCAUUCUAAUGGGAGGCAGAACAAAAAAGUUAUCAUGGGUAUCAUGCAUUCUACCAGGCCUCAUUAUGGUGUGCAGUUUCAUCCAGAGAGUAUAGCAACCUGUCAUGGGAGCAAGAUAUUUAGAAAUUUUAGAGACAUAACAGAAGAUUAUUGGUUGAGAUGGAGGUCAUCAUACAUUAUGGAGAGAAAUGCUCACUAUACUGCAUGUAUGCAGGUGCCCCUUUCUAGUCAAUUGCUCAGAGAAAUUCCUAGAAAUGGGCAAUCUGGGAAUCAUUCAGAUGAACUUUAUAAACAAGCUCCUCGACAUGGGGAAGUAGCCUUCGGUGCAGAGGAGAGUAGUUUUGGAAUGUUUAAUAUGGUUAAUUUUCAACAUCCAAGUAGUGGAAUCAAAUUUCUAAAGCUGAAAUGGAGAAAAUUUGAUCGUUUGGCAAGUCAAGUUGGUGGGCCAAAAAAUGUUUUCUGUGAAUUGUUUGGCGACAAUAAGGCUGAAAAUACCUUUUGGUUGGACAGUUCAUCGAUAGAGAAGGGAAGAGCACGCUUCUCAUUCAUGGGGGGUAAAGGCGGAUCUCUCUGGAAGCAAGUAACAUUUAGAUUGUCUGAUCCAAGUGAUAUGGAUCUUAAACGUGGGGGUCAUCUAUCGACUGAAGAUGCUCGAGGCUCUACCAAAAACUCAUUUUUGGAAGAAGGUUUUUUUGACUUUUUGAAUAAGGAGCUUGUGUCAUUCCGGUAUGAUGAAAAUGAUUAUAAAGGAUUGCCAUUUGACUUUCAUGGUGGAUAUAUUGGUUACAUUGGAUAUAACCUUAAAGUUGAAUGUGGUGUGUCAUUUAACCGUCACAAAUCCAGGACUCCUGAUGCUUGCUUCUUCUUUGCUGAUAAUCUUGUAGUUAUUGAUCAUUAUCUUGAUGAUGUUUAUAUAUUGUCUUUAUAUGAAGAAAGCACGGCAAUGACUCCGUGGUUGGAUGAUACAGAAGAAAAGCUUAUCAACUUAAAAACUUCUUCAAUUAGAAAUUUUGAGCAGACUUCACAAGCUGCAAAACUUUCUCUGUGUAAAACAGCCUUUGUUUCCGACAGAUCCAGAGAGCAUUAUAUAAGGGAUGUUAAGAACUGUCUGAACUACAUCAAAGAUGGAGAAAGCUAUGAGUUGUGUCUCACGACCCAGUUAAGAAAAACAAUUAGGGAAAUAGAUUCUUUGGGGCUCUACCUUCACCUUAGAGAAAAAAACCCAGCACCUUAUGCUGCCUGGCUUAAUUUUUCAAAGGAAGAUUUAUGCAUUUGUUGUUCUUCACCUGAGAGGUUUCUACGAUUGGACAAAAAUGGUAUAUUAGAGGCGAAGCCCAUCAAGGGUACCAUUGCACGUGGCUCUUCACAGGACGAAGAUGAAAAGCUCAAGUUGCAGCUGCAGUACAGUGAAAAGGAUCAGGCUGAAAAUUUGAUGAUUGUUGAUCUUCUGAGGAAUGACCUUGGUCGUGUCUGUGAGCCUGGAUCUGUACAUGUUCCCCGUCUCAUGGAUGUGGAAUCUUAUGCAACAGUUCAUACUAUGGUGAGUACAAUUCGCGGGAAAAAGCUAUCAAAUGUUAGCCCAGUUGACUGUGUAAGAGCUGCAUUUCCAGGAGGUUCAAUGACUGGUGCACCAAAGUUGAGAUCAAUGGAACUUCUUGAUUCUAUUGAAAGUUGUUCGCGAGGUAUCUAUUCAGGCUCCAUCGGAUUUUUCUCAUAUAAUAGGACAUUUGAUCUAAACAUAGUUAUAAGAACAGUCAUCAUACACGAGGGUGAAGCUUCUAUAGGGGCAGGAGGGGCUAUUGUUGCUCUAUCUAAUCCUGAAGAUGAAUACGAAGAAAUGAUUUUGAAAACACAUGCUCCAGCAAAGGCUGUGAUGGAAUUCGAUUGAGGAUUAAUACCAACAGAGUAGGGUAGUAACAUUCUUUGUUGUACUUUUACAUAUAUUCACUUACAGUAUACGUGGUGCUGCAGAGAACUGCAACACCAAAUGUAGUUUAGCUCAAUUUAUUGUUUGAUUAAUAUUUGUUUUACCAAAACGGAAAAUAUUUUAUUUUCCAUACAAAAGCA